CUACAACUAUCAACCUACUGGCGGGGCAAGAAGUCGAGAGGUCCAUUGCCGCAUGGAGAAACGCCGUAUAUAUAAUGCUGAGGCGUUCUGCUUCUCGUCCCAAUCCGUUGUAUAAGCAUAAGUUCUCUAAAGCUGACACACAAUAUCUGCCGUGAAGCUCUCUGUGUCCAUUUGUGUCUGUUCUCUCGGCUCGGACAGCUUCGUCCCGCCUAACCCUAGACCAACUAUAAGACUCGUGCCCGAGAAAGGUGCCCGACAAAGCAGCUAGCCAGGAUCAACAUGACUCGUCCCCUGGAAGGCAAGGUUGGAAUCAUAACGGGGGCAUCGAGAGGCAUCGGCGCCGCCAUCGCCGAGAACCUAGCGUCAAAGGGAUGCAACCUGGUUCUGAACUACACCUCCCCGAGCUCGGCCUCUCUCGCCAAUGAACUUGCCAACUCCUUGGUGAACAGGCACUCGAUCCGCAUCGUCGUCGUCCAAGCCGAUAUCGGCACGACGGCCGGUCCCGCGCAGAUCAUCGACGCUGCCAAGGGGCCCUUCUCGCGGGAUGAUGGGGACGGCACGAUGCGGCUGCAGGUCGACAUCAUCGUCAACAACGCGGGGAUCGCGCUGAACGCCCCCCUCGCGGACGUGACGGUAGGCCAGUUCGACGAGACGUACCGUGUCAACGUGUUGGGCCCGCUUCUGCUCGUGCAGGCGGUGGAGCCGUACCUGCCGCUGGACCGGUCGGGCCGGAUCGUCAACCUGUCGUCCGUGUCGAGCAGCACCGGGUUCGUGGGGCAGUCGGUGUACGGCGGGACCAAGGCCGCCCUCGAGGCCAUGACGCGCACCUGGGCCCGCGAGCUGGCCGAGAGGGCCACCGUCAACUCCAUCAACCCGGGCCCCGUCCAGGGGCCCAUGUACGCGGCCAACACGGAGGAGUUCAAGGCUGGCAUCAAGGGCUGGAUCCAGCACACGCCGCUGAUGGCGGCGCGGCCUGGCCUCGACAGCGAUGAGUUGGUCGAGGAUGCAAAGGAGAACGGCGGGAGGCCGGCUUACACGCGCGAGGUCGCGGGGAUCGUGGGCAUGCUGUGCAGCGAGGAUGCGGCGUGGUGUACGGGGCAGGUUGUCUGCGCCAAUGGAGGGAUGCUGAUGCUGCAUUAGAUGGGAAGUCGACGGUGUCUCAGCGUCUAGGUACAAGUGAUCAAGAAACAGCGUGUAAAUCUCCCUUGGAAGGCUACUCCAUAAUAUAACUAAGCCACUCGCCUUGAUAUUCCUGCGUUUGGGAGAAUAGGUGCUCAAUCCCAAGCCCUGAACGACUCUCACAUAAUCAACUCCCUGCGAGUCUGUUAUGGAGAAUCAGUCACGAAACCACCGAGCUCUUCAAUGGCCUGAGAUUACACAUGCUCGCUCGACCUUGGCGAGAACAGACGAAUAUGAUAUUGAUUAGAGACUAUAUCUGAGGAGGACAGGUUCCAUUGCUGGAGUCUAUGAUUUCGAUCAGGCGCCUUUAGCUAACCCAGUCCUUCCCUUACGGCGUUCA
Phialemonium atrogriseum is the source of this 1519-nucleotide messenger RNA. Its product is annotated as NAD(P)-binding protein. The transcript is spliced from 2 exons. The coding region runs from base 280 to 1140 and encodes 286 amino acids. Lineage: Eukaryota; Fungi; Ascomycota; Sordariomycetes; Cephalothecales; Cephalothecaceae. Gene Ontology annotation, molecular function: oxidoreductase activity, acting on the CH-OH group of donors, NAD or NADP as acceptor. The record is from RefSeq and is a predicted model, not a curated record.